Mollisia scopiformis is the source of this 1750-nucleotide messenger RNA. Its product is annotated as Arabinanase/levansucrase/invertase. Gene Ontology annotation, biological process: carbohydrate metabolic process. The record is from RefSeq and is a predicted model, not a curated record. Gene Ontology annotation, molecular function: hydrolase activity, hydrolyzing O-glycosyl compounds. NCBI's taxonomy places the organism in Eukaryota, Fungi, Ascomycota, Leotiomycetes, Helotiales, Mollisiaceae. The transcript has a single exon. Bases 146 to 1678 code for a protein of 510 amino acids.
UCCUGGUGGAAGGUUCACAUGUCGACCCAGUCUGUCGGUCCGUGGUCGAGAAUAUAAACUCGUGAGAGCUCAUUGAGAUAGUAUUGUUCCAUACUCGGAUGUUUCUCCUUUGAUUCAUAUUCUCAAGCUUCGACUCAAAUCCAACAUGCUGACGUCAACAUCUCUCGUCUCUUCCAUUCGGCGGCCGUCCAGGGACACAGCAGCAGCAGAUGCCAUUCCAAUUCUAGUGGACAAUGAAUACCACCUGUUCCACUUGACGACACCUCCUUCAACUGUCCAUCAUCCCGAAAGAUUGAGAUCCUCAUGGUCACACCUCCGCUCCAAAUGCCUCACUCAGUGGCAGCGAAAUGAAGAAUUUGCUCUCUCGCCAGGAAAGAGUCCGCAGUCCCCCGAUGCAGACGGUGUUUGGACGGGAUCCGCAAUCACAGGCCCUGACGGCAACAUGCACAUAUUCUACACAGGUUAUAAUCUUUCCGAGAAUGGCAAGCAAGUCAUCAUUCAUGCGACUUCCGAAGAUCGAUUGGGCUCCCGGUUCACCAAGUCAGCGGACCCAAUUAACAUCACAUCUGAUAGCUCCAACCGAGCAGCGUUCGAGGACAUAGACUUCAGAGAUCCGUACGUCCUUUACAACGAGGAAGAGAAGCUGUACUGGAUGAUUCUUGGGACGAGACUGGCGAGUGGAUCACACUGGACACGAGGAUGCCUCGCAUUGCUCACUUCGAAAGACCUGCAAGCAUGGACUUUAGAACCAGAUCCAUUCUAUGCUCCAAACGACAUGAUGUGUCCUGAAUGUCCAGAGCUCUUUUCGCUGCCCAACGGAAAAUGGUAUCUCGUCUACUCGAGAUUCACCACACCUAACGCAGGAAUCGUAUAUCGUGUUGCUGAUUCCCCACGUGGGCCGUUCCGAACACCCAGAGAUGGUUCAGGAGGCAGACUCGACGGACGGAGGUGGUACGCUGCAAAGUCAUGCCCGAAAGCUCAUGACCUUUCGAGGAGAAUCUUCUUUGGGUGGAUAGCUGAUCAGUGCGUGGAGGACGGAAAGUGGUCAUGGGGUGGGGAUAUGGCGAUGCCCAGAGAGGUGAGAGCGAAAGAAGAUGGAAGCCUGGUCAUCAGCCCUGUAGAAGCAACUCUUGACCAUGUGUUCUCAGCAUUGCCGUCAUUUGACAUCCCCAAGAUAGAGCUCGAGGCUAUUGGAGGAACCAUGACAAAGAUUCUUGACAAAGUCAAAUGCGAGCGGCCGUACAUGAUUACCUUCGACGUCGUGUCAUCCUCUGCAGCAUCCUUUGGGCUCGUCUUUGAUGUUGACAGUGAUCUGAAAGGAUGCUAUCUACGUUUCGUGCCAACUUUCAAUGGGAGAUGCACAGUCUCGUUGGCCAUGGCGCCGGCUCCUCUCGACGACUUCUGGGCAGAUCAGUACCAACUCUACCUUCCAAGGGCAGUGGAUGGUCCAGAGAUAGUGAAGCAUGAAAAUGUUGAGGCAAAUAAGACUGUCACCAUUUUGAGAUCUGGAGACACAUUGGAGGUCUUCGUCGGAGGGAGAUCACUCAGUUAUAGAAUACUAGCAUCGGACGCUGCAUCGCGAAAGGGUAACGGCGUAGUUCGAGAUGUUGGAGUGUUUGUGGAAGAUGGAAUCGUUCAGUAUUCGGACUUCAGAGUGACAGAGGGGAUGGAUUAUUGAUCGGCGAUAUGCUCCGCGGGGUAGAAAUGACAUUCUCUGUUGGCAAUUCAAUGUAGAUUCUUCGUUCUCCAC